Molecule: messenger RNA, 1547 nt
Organism: Python bivittatus (Burmese python)
Lineage: Eukaryota; Metazoa; Chordata; Lepidosauria; Squamata; Pythonidae
Source: RefSeq, a predicted model, not a curated record
CAAACUCAGUUUGGUAUUUUGAUUUUGACUUGAAAGCGAAAUUCUGGAUUCUGCUGAGUAUUCCUACCCAUGGCCGCGAAGGAAAGCCAGCCCCUUUGAGCACAUUUCAGAAUUGGGGUCGAGCUCCUCACCCCCACCCCCAAAAGGAUAAGCUUGGUUUUUGCGUGAGAGAAGGAAGGAAACCCACCCAGGAAACCCUAAAUAAAACUUGAUCGAUUCAAAUGUUUGUGGGCUGAAAAACUUCACAGUUCAGGCCCUGUGAAGGAAGCAUGAAAUGCUCUGCCUUCCCCUCUUUCUAAUCUUGCUCACUUCUCUUUCAGGUGGGAGGAGGAGCUGGCCAAGCGGAUGCGGUUGGAGUCGGUGGUAGAGACGCUGCAAGAGGAAGCCCAAGAAGCCGAGGCUCUCCAGGAGGAGUUAAACGAGAAGAUCGAGAGGCUCAAGGCCGAACUGGUGGUCUUCAAGGGUCUGAUGAGUGACCCUAUGACAGACCUGGACUCAAAGAUCCAAGAGAAAGCCAUGAAAGUAGACAUGGACAUCUGCCGGCGAAUCGAUAUCACAGCCAAGCUGUGCGAUGUGGCACAGCAGCGCAACUCGGAAGACGUUUCCAAGAUAUUCCAGGUGGCCUCCAAGAAGAAAGAGCGCAGGCUCACGUCAGAAGAAGACGUGCCCGAGCAGGACACAGACAAUGCCCGCUUCUCGGAGGAGGAAGUCAGCUGCUCUCUGAACAUCACCGAUGAAAUGAAGAGGAUGUUCAAUCAGUUGCGCGAGACCUUUGAUUUUGAUGACGACUGUGACAGCCUGACUUGGGAAGAAAACGAAGACACUUUGCUCCUGUGGGAGGACUUCACCAACUGCAACCCCACCGUCGAACUCCAAGGAGAGCAAGAGGAGAACCUGGGCAACUUGAUCCACGAAACAGAGUCUUUCUUCAAAACCAGAGACAAAGAAUAUCAGGAAACGAUAGGACAGAUUGAGCUGGAACUGGCCACAGCCAAGAGCGACAUGAACCGCCACCUCCACGAGUACAUGGAGAUGUGUAGCAUGAAGCGGGGCCUGGAUGUGCAGAUGGAGACCUGCCGGCGACUGAUCAAGGGCUCUGCUGAAAGGAAUUCCCCGUCUCCCAGCUCCCUCGCCAGCAGCGACUCAGGGAACACGGAUGAGAUUCAGGAUGACUUUGACAGAGAAGCAGACGUUGAGCCGAUGGUCAGCUGAUGAACGCCGGAGUGUCGGGGCCAAGGGGGUGGGGGGAGAACAGAAAAUUAAACCUGGACAAAAGUUGAAAACGGGCAGCAUGAGGGAUCCAGGACUCCAGCGUCCUCGGCCGGCGUUCCCAGAGGCUCGGUCUCCCGCGCCUCCCGCGUCAUCUCAGGAUUGGUGCUGUAAACUUUUGUACUGUUCCGUCAACGACAAAUGUGACAAACCGAAAAACUGCAUUCUACCCGUGCCUUUGCCCAGGCUGAGCCCUCCGAGCUCCCCCGGCCCGCCCACCUGCUUCUGAUGGAAGGCAAGCUCGCAGGGGCGGGCGCCUCUGCCGCGAGGGGGGGACC